Messenger RNA from Ceraceosorus bombacis, 1689 nucleotides. NCBI's taxonomy places the organism in Eukaryota, Fungi, Basidiomycota, Exobasidiomycetes, Ceraceosorales, Ceraceosoraceae. The record is from the annotation of a GenBank genome assembly.
AUGUCGAACGCGCAAGCAUCGGGCUCAGGCUCCAGCUCUACCUCUCGCAACAGGUACGAUGCGGACGUGACCACAUUCAUACCGGCCAGUGCACCACAUGAGGAGGAGGAGAAGAGGCGCGGCAUUUCGAACGAGCAGGCAGAGGCAGGUGCGAAGGGAGAAGAUGGUGCGCGCGCCUCGAUAGCUGGACGACGACAAGGAGGCAAAGACGAAGUGGAUGUGGCUGGAUCGUUUGCUGGACGAGCUGCUAGCAUUGUGGAUCACAGGUUGCAGACUUGGCUCACACCGCACGCAGCCCGAGGAUGGAAGAGGGCGUUUGGGAAUUUGCUGGGAAGCUGGGAUGGGCUGGAGGCCGUCAUGGUAAGUAGCGCAAGCUCAUCUUGCGCAGACCGAGUGCAACUGUUGAUUGGACCUCUCUCGCUGCGAUAGCACCUUGGCGAGGCAAGUCUUCUGCUUGUUUAUUCUCUCUUAUCGUCUCCAAAGAGGAAGCUCAGCGCUGUCUCGCCAUUGCUGCUCUUCAUGAUCUUUCGAUCCUCGACUCGUCGUCAGGCCCUUAAACGUUUGCUAGCCACGUCCGAAUUCCUUAGCGGCGCUCAAACACUUUUGACUCUAAGUCGUCUCACAUAUGUCGCCUUCCGAACCAUGGUGGACUUUACAAAGUUCCAAUUUCCUUUACUUCAUGGGCGAAGAAGGGAUAGAGCAGGUGUUCUCGUCAACAGUACGGAGAAGUGGACGGAUUUGAGAAAGGAUGAUCAAUUGGACCAUCCUGAUGAGGCUCACGCAACCGGUCGCAAUGCCCACUUGGCGAAUUUGUACUACAACCUGUAUCAGAGCUUUCAUCUGCUGGCACAACACUCGGCUGAGCUCAUGAUCAUCACCGGUGAGACUUUGGAGCUCGCUUCGUACUUGGGUCAUUUGCACAAAGGCUUGAUGGUGGGAGAGAAAAACAGCCUGAGGUAUCGGAUCGUGUCAGGCUUUGGACUCAGAAGCAGGACCAAGACAGAGAAGAUUGGACUGAUGUGAGUGCGGACGAUCGAUUCUGAUCAACGGUUCUUCCAAUACCUUCGUGCUGCAUGACUGACGUUGGGACUCCAUCCCUGGCCUGACAGCCUUGGAUUUUCUGGAAGAGUGUUGCUGCUGUUGGAGAUGCACUUCCGACUCCGUCACAUCAGGAAUUCGCUUCUGCGUCGUGCAAACGCUCGAUUGAUAGCAGCUACCGAUCUGCUCAAUAGCUUUGGGGACGCACGAGACUCUGCAAGGUUGCUAGGAGGUCGCAGGAUGGAAGUGCACGAGGCAAUGGCUGCUCGAGAGAGGGGUGCGGCACAUCGUCGACCAAUUGAAGCUCAGCAUAACGUGUAUGGCACUGAAGAUUGCGCCUCGAACAGCAGCGGAUCCUCAACGGCUCAACCCGAGGAUGCUGCGGACAGGCAGACCUUUCAUUCCACGGAUCUGGCAAUUUUGUCAAAGACGAAAUCUGCUGAACAGCUCCUUCGCAAAGAAGAGAUCAAUAUACGAGACUUUAAGCGGGAAAUUUUGGCUCUCAAGAUGGAAAAGUGGGCAUUGAGGGCCGAAGCGCUGUCGGGCUACCUACAAAUUUGGCUGCCUGACCGAGACAAUACCAGGACAGAAGCAGUGUGCGAACUCUUUGCUGCGUUGUUGGAGGCUAAUAAAGUCGCCAAGGAUCUCUAG